Messenger RNA from Hydractinia symbiolongicarpus, 1163 nucleotides. RefSeq lists its product as uncharacterized. The transcript is spliced from 3 exons. The record is from RefSeq and is a predicted model, not a curated record. NCBI's taxonomy places the organism in Eukaryota, Metazoa, Cnidaria, Hydrozoa, Anthoathecata, Hydractiniidae. Bases 140 to 952 code for a protein of 270 amino acids.
UUAAUUUAGUAACUUUUUCAAUGACAUUAUAUUUGCUUAUAUCAAUUUUUUUUACGUUAAAUUUUAUUUGUUAUUGAUUAUCAAGCUGUAAGACACAAUUUUUUGAAAAUUGUCUAGGUCGAGCGAUUUUUAACAAAGAAUGGGAGUUUUUACGACGUCUUUUGUUUACGUGUUUUUUGAAACUAUACGCGCAGUACACGGUGACGUGCAAUUUCACUUGAGUUAUGUCUCUGGAAUGGCCAGCUAUUCAACCACGACGUCUGGAAUAACUGAUCGUUUGGCGUGCGUUAAGGAUAUCUGUUAUAAAGAAAAAAUUUCCAAACAAUGGAUGAUAACAGCUGGCUCUUUUUAUACACCUUCAAGCCAAUGUCUCUGCAGUCAAUCUAAAAUAAUUGGUAUUUUUGCUGAUAAUGGCCAUCAAUGCGCUCACUACAACUUCAUCCCUGUCCACGUUCACCAAUCGAAGAUAAGCAAUGGCCUAAAUGUCGGAGCAUACUAUCAUGUAGUAGAAGUAAAUUUCAUUCUCCAUAAAAGAGGGAACGAUAAGACAACGCUCUACGCAAUUGAAGAUCUGAAUGAGCCAUUAAACGCGUCAAUAUCGGUCAACUUUGUAGAUACAAGAGAAUUUACAGAUACGAUCGAACCUUCAAAGAAACGAACGAAGAACCGUCAUCCAAUCACUAAAUUGUAUUAUAGCAUUACAGAAAGUUUUGAACAAGAUCACGAAAUAUUAAGUCCACAGUAUAGUGCAACAAUUGGUGUAAGUUAUUUUUGGUACAACAAGUGCACACCGACCAUCCCAACCUCGUCCCCAAGGCAUCUUGUAUCUUUUCUGACCCCGGGACGGCGAUACGAAUGCGACCACCCCACUACCACCCCGUCCACCAUUUUUACUGUAACAGUUAACGCAGUCUUAGUUUCCUUUAGUACAAUCAGAAUGACGACAUGCUGACAUCUCUAAUACCGUCCGCCACAAACGUCCAUCACUGCCAUCUCAACUACCGUCUGCCACAAACGUCCAUCACUACCAUCUCCACUACCGUCAACCACAAACACCCAUUACUACCAUCUCUACUACCGUCCGCCACAAACGCCCAUCUCUACCAUCUCCACUACUUCAACCACAAACGCCCAUCACUACCAUCUCCACCACCGUCCCCCAC